Molecule: messenger RNA, 2220 nt
Organism: Strongylocentrotus purpuratus (purple sea urchin)
Lineage: Eukaryota; Metazoa; Echinodermata; Echinoidea; Camarodonta; Strongylocentrotidae
Product: sushi, von Willebrand factor type A, EGF and pentraxin domain-containing protein 1
Exons: 5
Coding region: 138-977 (279 amino acids)
Source: RefSeq, a predicted model, not a curated record
AAUACAAACUGUGUAAGGAAACAUCCGGCUUUUCGACCUUUAAACCUUUUCUUGCGUCUCUAGGAAAUACAUUAAUCAGACGAUAAAUUUUAUUUUGCGAAGAGCAGUGUAACACUAUUGUCGAAGCAUUACCCAAGAUGGAACGGAAACUAUUGUACUUCUUCGUUUUGAUAUCGGUUGCAUUUGGAUCGCCGGUACCAGAAUGUGGUCCACCAUCCGAGCUUGCAAACGUCAUCACCACACCUAGCCAAUCGGUAUACCUUCUUUGGUCACGUGUUACAUUUUCCUGUGAGGAGGGGUAUUCCCACUCUGGAACUGAAUACUCGUAUUGUAUUGAAUCUGGUGUAUGGGACCCAAGACCAGAUGGACUCGCGUGUUUAGCUCAAUGUAAAGAACCCGAAGCAGGGCGAAACAUUGUUCAUUUCCCGUUCGGUCGUGACCCGGAAGCUACUAAAACUGUGUACAAUGAUGAAGAUGUAAUUCAGUACGCAUGCGCAGAGGGAAAGGGUGCCACUCUCGUAGGACCAACUCAGGCGACAUGCAAAAAUGGAUUCUGGGAACCUGCAAAGAUGCCUACUUGCAAUCAUUGUUCUGCUCCGCCCGUAUCGGAUCCGAAGACCGUCCAGCUUUCUCCAAAUCAACAGAGUUACGCCGCCUACGCCGAGGUGAUGCUUUCAUGCCCCGAUGACGUCAUGUAUACAGCUAGAGGAACUAACAUCACCUACUGUGAGGAGAAUGCAGGGUGGAUACCCGACCCGACAAAGAUGACAUGCCACGAAAACUGUGUGCUUCCAGUCCGUGACCCUCUUGUCGAAUCACGCCCUCUACAAGAAACAAGCGAUGCAGUCAAGAAGAUUUUCCGAUUCAAUGACGUCAUCUCUAAUACGUGUCUUGGUGGGAAGGUAUUGGUUGGACCAAUCGUUCAGAAAUGUGCGAAUGGGAAAUGGCUCCCUGAUAGGGAGGUGAUGUGCAAGUAAACAGAAGGAUAGGCUGGAAGAACCUCUCACAAGUGGUAUUAACAUGACAAUGGUACUAUACAUGAUCAAAUAUAUACAUAUAGAACAGCAUUGGGGUUUUGAAACGAGAGACCUGUUCGAUUUAUUCGUUUGUUGAAUUGUUAUCUUAUAUAAGUCUAUAUGCCAAAUAAUGUUCUAAAAUUGUUUAUGACAAAAACUACUUUAUAUGAAAAUAAUAUUCUAAAAAUUGUUUUAUGAACAAAACUACUUCAAUUAAAGGUCUUAUUCACACCCACGCGCAUUCUUCUUUCACUCAAUCAUCCUCCUCUUUCUUUCUCUCUCUUUCGCUUCGGUUCUCUCUCUCUCUCUCUCUCUCUGUCCGUCUCUCUAUCAAUUUUAACAAGCUCGAAAAUUACAUAAGAAAAUGUUUCAUACUUAUUCAGCAAUGGAAGAAAUUUGUAAGAAUAGAGUAUAGUCAGUAUAUAUGAUGUUGUUUCUAUAUAAGCCUUAAUCUAUUUAAAGUACAAUAUUUGAUUGAAGGACAACAUCAUGUAAUAUCACGUGACGUUUGUAUUUUACCCAUUUUCGCUAGCCAAGUGAUUUCAAGCAGCAGCUAAAAUUUAAUCAUUCGUGUACUCGAUUUCCAAGCACAAUGUAAAACUAAAGCUCAUCGCACACUAUACGAUUCGACUACGGUCCAAUUUCGGAAGGAUUUAUAUUAGCAUUUGAUAUGAACCUUCAAACAUGUAAAAUCUUAAUGACAAACGAUCUAAAUAGUUAUAAGAUUAAGACAAUCUUAGUUACAAGGGAUUUUAGGCUUCUGUGGAAGAGGAAAAGCUAAAAAGGCUCAGAAUCGUAGUGAAUUCAAACCAGUGGUGCGAUUGUUUACGAUUUGGAGUCGAUUAGGCUGUUUAGAAGAGUUCAAUGUACUAGAAUUUCGGUUGUUAUUUAGAAGCUAUAUCAGGAAGAUGUUUGUUCAGAUGUCCUAUCUUAUUAUCAUUGAAGAAAGAAAGAAAAAAUCGAAAAUCGGAUCUUAGUACGAUCGUGUAGUGUGUGGUGGGUUUGAAGAAGAGUUUAUGUUAUAAAUUAUCUCCAUGGCAUUAACUUUUGCGAAAAUAACUGUUUACUCAUCCCCAUCAUGAGUUGCUUUAUUAUCUUAUCUUCAAAUAAUUGUAACGUUUAGUUUAUAGGCAUAUCUUAAAUACCGUAUCUCUAAAUAAUAUGUCUUGCUUUUAAUAUGCAAUUAUUAAAGGAAAAAAGCGAA